AUGGAGAUUCAACGACGAACGAUUUCUCCAUACGACUUGACCUCGAACGACAAUCCCGGAAGCAUCAUAUCACGUCCUCUCUUGAGAGGAGAUAACUACGAAGAGUGGGCCAUCAACUUGGAGACGGCUCUUUACUCACGAAAGAAAUUUGGAUUUCUCGAUGGCUCCAUCAAAGCCCCAACCGAAGGAUCACCAGAUUACGAUGAUUGGAAGCCAAUCAAUGCAUUGAUUGUCUCUUGGAUUAAGAUGACAAUCGAACCGAAGCUGCUGUCCAAUAUCUCACACAAGCCACUAGCACGAGAUUUGUGGAAACACAUAAGAAAGAGAUUUCGUGUUACCAACGGACCUCGAGUACAACAAUUGCGCAAAGAACUUGCAAAUUGUCAACAAGCUGGGAUGAGUAUUGAGGCAUACUAUGGAAAGCUUACGAAGAUUUGGGAUUGUCUUGGAUGUUAUCGACCUCCGCUGAGCUGUACAUGUGGACUUUGCACAUGUAAUUUCGGUGCCGAAGAAGAGAAGAGAAGAGAGGAAGAUAAGGUUCAUGACUUUGUGAUGGGACUUGACGAAGAAGUUUAUGGAAUGGUGAAAUCUAACCUUCUUUCUCAAGAACCGUUGCCUACGCUUGAGUAUGUUUACUUGAAGGUGACACAAGAUGAGGAUGCUCGGUUGAAGAAAAAGAAUCCAGAAGAAAAAUCGGAGAACAUGGCAUUUGUGGCACAAACACAAAAGCCAAAGUAUCGAGGAGAUGACAGAGACGUUGGAAUUGUCUGUUCAAACUGUGGACAAACAGGACAUCGAUCUGAGACUUGUUUUCCAAUCUUGGGAUUUCCGGAGUGGUGGGGUGAUAGACCACGAAACCAUGUGGGUCGUGGAAGAGGAGUUGGACCAUCAACCGGGAUUUCACGAGGAAGAGGUGGAGUUGCUCGUGCAAACGUGGCAAGAGCAGUUGGACAGACCAACAUUGGAGUGGCAAACGUGGCGGUCACGGAUGCAGACAGAACAGCUGUGUGCGGACUCACGAACGAACAGUGGCUCAGUGUUAAGCGUGUGAUGAACGCUGCGGCCAUCGGAGCGGACGAACAAUCAUCGGGACCGCACUAUGAGGAUGCUGAUUGGGAUAGGAGUAUAACUGAAGAUCCUUUUGCUGAUAAUGCACAUGCGGCUCUCACAAUUGAUGAUGAUCAAGGAGGUCUGGUGGGAACUGAUCCGAUGGUCGUAACUAGUGAAAAUACGAAUGUAGUUCUUGAUAGAAUUGAAGUGUCUCUGCCACACACCAGCGACAUUCCUGCACAGGAACACGUCACGGCUCCUUUGCGUGUUGGUGAACGGGAACGCAAAAAGCUUGGGUAUCUUAAAGAUUAUGAUACCAGUUUCGUUUGUGUAGACUCCGACAAGCCAUAUCCUAUUGCAGCUGUGGUUUUGUGUAGUCGGUUCUCUGAAAAUCAUAAAGUGUUUCUGGCCGCGAUCACUAGUGCGCAUGAACCACAAAGUUUUGCAGAAGCAAUGAAAGAUGAUCGAUGGAAAAAUGCAGUGGGUAGUGAAAUAGGUUCACUUGAGUUAAAUAAGACAUGGACACUUGAAGAUCUUCCAAAGAACAAAAAGGCAAUUGGUUGUCAAUGGGUGUUUCGUAUAAAGCAUCGUUCCGAUGGGACAAUCGAACGGUACAAAGCGAGACUGGUGGUGUUAGGAAAUAGACAAGUUGCUGGAGUAGACUAUGGUGAAACUUUCGCUCCAGUUGUUAAAAUGACUACGGUUAGAUCCUUUCUCUCUGUGGUUGCAGCUCGAAACUGGGAAGUCCAUCAGAUGGAUGUACAUAACGCAUUUCUUCACGGAGAUCUCGAAGAAGAAGUGUAUAUGACGUUGCCACCUGGAUUUCCUUCACGCAACGAUGGUAAGUCAUUUGCGGAUUAUUCUCUUUUUAUCUACAAGAAGAAUGGAGUAGAAAUCAGGGUACUUGUUUAUGUGGAUGACUUGGUCAUCACGGGAAACACAGUUCAAGCGAUAGAAGACUUUAUAAAAUAUCUCAGCACAUGUUUUUACAUGAAGGAUUUAGUUGGUCCGUUUCUCUCAAACCCGGAACAGUAUCUACGUCUAGUUGGUAAAUUGAUUUAUCUUGGUGUUACUAGACCCGACCUAGCAUACUCGGUGAAUAUCUUAUCAAAAUUUAUGAGUGCUCCGCGAAAAGAACAUUGGGAAGCUGCUAUUCGAGUUCUUCAUUAUUCGAAAAGCAGCCCAAGCCAAGGAAUAUUGCUUCGUGCGGACAGUGAUCUUCAAAUUUAUGGGUGGUGUGAUUCCGACUAUGCAGGUUGCCCAAUGACACGACGAUCUUCGACUGGUUGGUUUACUCAGCUCGGACAGUCACCAAUCUCUUGGAAAACAAAGAAACAAGAUGUGAUGAGUCAAUCUUCUGCUGAAGCAGAGUACAGAGCAAUGGCUAUGACGACCAAGGAGUUGAAAUGGCUGAAAAACCUCCUUUUAGAUUUGGGUGUAGUUUUGACGCAACCGAUGCGGCUUUACUGUGAUAAUAAAGCUGCUUUACACAUUAGUGCGAAUCCGGUUUUUCAUGAAAGAACCAAACAUAUCGAAAAAGACUGUCACUUUAUCCGAGAUGAAAUCAAGUCGGACAACAUUGCCACAACUUAUGUCUCCACAACAAUACAACUUGCGGACAUUUUUACAAAAGCUUUGGGACAACGGGAGUUUGAUGAGUUUCGGGACAAGGGGAUGGCCAUUGGAUUCUCCCAAAUCGAAGAGUUUUGGGAUCGGCUCGUGAAAUGA
This is a messenger RNA of Camelina sativa (false flax), 2778 nucleotides long. Lineage: Eukaryota; Viridiplantae; Streptophyta; Magnoliopsida; Brassicales; Brassicaceae. The record is from RefSeq and is a predicted model, not a curated record.